Molecule: messenger RNA, 663 nt
Organism: Rhagoletis zephyria (snowberry fruit fly)
Lineage: Eukaryota; Metazoa; Arthropoda; Insecta; Diptera; Tephritidae
Source: RefSeq, a predicted model, not a curated record
AUGGUGCAGUGUGCGACCACACACCAAGACUCUAUACUCAACGACUCUAUCAAGGCAUUCUGGCAAUUGGAAAACAUUAAUUAUCCGCUGCUCAAUUUAACGAAAGAUGAGAGGCAGAGUGAAAUCCAUUUCACAGAAAACUUUACACGCUUGCCGUGUGGUCGUUAUCAAGUUCGACUGCCUUUCAAGAUGAGUCCAAGCGCACUAGGACAGUCGUAUGAUUUAGCGCUUAGAAGAUUUCGCUCCCUUGAGCUAAGGUUUCGAAAAGAUACGACACUUCACUUACAAUAUAAGGAGUUUGUGAAUGAAUUUAUAUUUCUAUCUUAUAUGGAGCCGAUAUCAGAUGUAGACCUUAGCGUUCCCCAUUAUUUCAUUCCACACCAUCAUGUUUUAAAGCCAUCAAGCUCAACGACGAAAUUACGCGUGGUAUUCGACGCAUCGUCUAAAACCAGUUCAGGUGUAUCUCUCAAUGAAUUACUAUUGGUCGGCCCUGCAAUACAGACCGACCUACUCUCUACAGUCUUGCGAUUUCGUUACUAUACGUAUGUUUUUACAGCGGAUUUCUCGAAGAUGUACCGCCAGGUAUCAUUACAUCCUAAUGACAGACGUUUUCACUAUAUUCCAUGGCGCUCCGACGAAAGAGAUCCAAUAGCCAUUUAUUAA